Hipposideros armiger (great roundleaf bat) is the source of this 2092-nucleotide messenger RNA. It is a transcript of the gene UBAP1L, whose product is annotated as ubiquitin associated protein 1 like. NCBI's taxonomy places the organism in Eukaryota, Metazoa, Chordata, Mammalia, Chiroptera, Hipposideridae. Gene Ontology annotation, cellular component: ESCRT I complex. Bases 90 to 1211 code for a protein of 373 amino acids. The record is from RefSeq and is a predicted model, not a curated record. The transcript is spliced from 5 exons. Gene Ontology annotation, molecular function: ubiquitin binding. Gene Ontology annotation, biological process: ubiquitin-dependent protein catabolic process via the multivesicular body sorting pathway.
CUGAGCCUGGUCCUCAGGACUACGCUGUCUCCCUGCCACCAGACAGCCUGCCCCAGCCUGCUCAGACAACCCCACACUCCUCUGACAGAAUGAAUGCCCUGGAUGGUGUCCCAUUCAAGGUACCCAAGGGCUUUGUGAUAGGCCCGGAGCCCCUCCUUGGGCCAGAGCUCAGUGUCCCAGCCUGCAGGGAGCUUCUGCUGGGUUCUAUGCACGACUUCAGCCUGGAGAGGAGGACUCUCUUCUGGGUGGAGGCUGUCCUCCGGGAGACUUGCCAGUUCCAAUGUGAUGUCCCGGGGACAGCGUCAGCGCCUCCAGCCUGGCUCUUGCUGGUCAGCCCUGAACGCGGGCUGCUGCCUGCACCUGCCUUAGCCAAAGGCCCUGAGGCCGGACCCCAGCAGCUGCCUGAGGAAGAGGAGGAGAAAGAGGAAGAAGCCUCCUCUGCUAGCAAGGAAAACCCGGGUCCUUGCAACCCCCAGCCCAGCACCCCAGGGACCCCCAGCCAAGGCCAUUACCUGUGCUCGCUGGACGUGCUGCGCGGAGUGAGGUCAGAACUGGCGGGGGCGCGGCGGCGACUCUCAGAAGGCAGGAUGGCCGCGCGACCACGCGCCCUCCUGCACCGCAUCCGUCACAGGGCGCUGAGCCUCUGCCCCAGCUCGGCGCUGUCCGUGGGCCCCACGCCCCCACUGCCCAGCACACCCGCGCCACCCCCGCGGCCCUCCACAGCGGGUGCCAUGCCCCUGCUGCGGAGCGACAAGCCCACGGUCGCGUCCUUCAGCCCAUAUACCUGCCUGCCACCUCUUGGGCGGGUGCCCCAGCCUCUCAUCACCCACAGAUUAUACCCUGAUUCUGCUGACCUGCUACCUGCCCUGAGCCAAGAGGAGCAAGACCUCAUUGGGCUUGUGGUUGCCCUGGGGUAUCCCAUGCAUAGGGCCAUCAUGGCUCUACAGAAGACAGGGCGGCAGAGCCUGAGCCAGUUUCUCAGCUACCUUAGCGCCUGUGACCGGCUGCUGCGGCAGGGCUACGAGGAGGGCCUGGUGGAGGAGGCCAUGGAGAUGUUCCAGUUCUCUGAGAGCCAGGCAGGGGAAUACCUGCGCCUCUGGGAACAGUUCAGCGACAUGGGCUUCCAGCAGGACCGGAUCAAGGAGGUGCUGCUGGUCCAUGGCAAUUGCCGAGAACAAGCCCUGGAGGAGCUGGUGGCCUGUGCCCAGUGACCACUGGGGCACUCUGCAAUGCCCAGGCAUCCCAAACCUGCGCUAGACCUGGCAAUCCAUUCUAAAUGUAGACCACAUAAGAAUAUGUGCAUCCUCAUUACAUUUAUUUACGUAAUUACAUUUAAUUACGAUGCAUCCUCAUUGUAAAAAUGCUAAUAAUGCCACAGGUGAGAGCAAAUACUAUAGGGGAGGCAUAACUUGGCCCAUCUUAGGUUUUCAGCUGGACCGAUUAACAAGAGAAAAACAGUUUGUUAAUGCAUGCAGCACCUAUCAUGUGGAAGAAACCUCAAUGAAAAUUAACUCAAAGCAGCAGUUUAGAAUUCUGGCUUAUGUAGCAGUUUCAACAAAGAACACAUUUGGAGAGAAAUAACAGAGUAAAGGGAAUCGGUUUUAGGCUUCUAAGGAUGGCAUACUGUUGGAAGGUAAAUAUUGGGUUGUUGGAAAAGUCAUGACGUAUUUUUUCUAUUUUUCGUUUCAAAAAUGUGUCAUGACUUUUCCAACAACCCAAUAUAUGGGAGGAAACUAAUGGAGUAAGGUGUGUUUGCAGAUUCAUCUGGCGCAUCUCUAGGAGAAUAAGAACCUAUCUCCAGGAAAGGAGAAUUUAUAUCCUUCUUUAGACAGAGACGGGGGAAGGGUAGAGAGAGCUUUUCUUGCAUUUGCUGCUUCUUAACUGACUUCAUUCAGCUCAAAAUCAUUUUUAUGUCAAAGAGGCACAUUUUGGGGUCAAAUUCUGGUUUCUUUCAGUAACAAAUAAAUCAGCUAAAAGAGUUUUGAAAAUGGGGCCAGCUAAGUGAUGUGUUGGAUAAGAGUUGGGUUGGGAGCGCCAGCUCUGAGCAGCAGGGCCCCAGUUCGGAUCCCACAUGAGGGCCAGUGAUGCUGCG